AUGAAACAUAAGUACCAUGUGCUGAUUUAUAGAAAGAAGAAAACGCAUUUGAGGUUAGAUGUGCUGCUGUUCUUCUUCUACGCCGUUUUUCUCCACUUUAUUUUGAAAAAUGACAAAUUUGAAGCGAAGCCUGGUGAUUAUGAGUACUUAGCGAAAUUGCAAAAUGAGGUGGAAGAGGCAUUUAUGUUUGGCCUCCACGAAGAGGAGAAGCAGAAACCCUUGGGGGAGCUCAAAGUGGGGGCGAGUGAAAGGAAAGACAGUAACGAGUUUAUAAAUGCGAAGGAAAAUGCUAACGGGGAAGAUAGCGCAAAUGGGGAACAAAAAGGAUCCAACAGAAAGGAAAAGGAAAACACAUUCAAGCCGAUCAUAAUAGGAAAGUACAAUCUGAUAUACUUAUUCUACAGCAGCGAGUUUGUUGGUUUACUUUUAUUUAUUUUUUUCCACCUGCUAACAUUUCUCCUAUCGCAGUGGAACUUGGACGUUAACCUAGUGGUUUCCUUCAGUCGUCUAAACAGCAGCCACAAGGACAAAUACCUGUACAACGUGCAGAACCGAUGCACGCAUGUGUAUAUUAAGCCACUCGUUAAGCGAAGUGACAAGUCGGCAGUAAACAGCAAGGAGAGGUUUAACACGGAUUACAACUUGUACAAGCCCAAAGCAGAGUUAGUUCCACUGAAAAGGGGAAAAAAUUCUACAUUUUUUUUUUACAAACAGAAAAAAUAUAUUUUCAAUUACGAAACGUUGGAUUUCGAAUCGGUAAAACAUUUUGAUAAUUUUCAUUUGUCCUUUUAUCAAAAGUGGAAGGGACUCAUAGAAUGUCAAAUGAGGGAUCUCUACGACGAUGAGAAAACCGGCACAACAUUGCGAGCGAUGGAACAAAAUGUAAAAAACAUACAGAAGAGGGGAGGCAAUGUGCACAUCCUUUUUUGCCAACUGGAUGGUUUAUAUUUAGAUAAAGCUGGAAGAUGCGCAAUGGCCCAACUGGCACAGCGCUACAAAGGGGGGAGUAACUCAUCUGAGGAAGAGAUAGAAGAUGUUUAUCAUUACAGUAUGAAAGGAAGGGGAAGCUCGAAAGGAACAAAGAUGCUACAGUCCUUUGAAGGGAGCACCACGAUACAAAGAUCAAUUGAUGCUGACGAACUAAAAAACCGAAACAGAGUGCAUCCCAGCCAAGGGGAAAGCAAACAAAAUGGAAAUCAAACAAACCCUUUUCAUUCGUAUUAUAAAAAGAGCAACUUUGAAAUUCCCUACGACAUUUUUGUGCAUAACAAUUUAGACAAGUAUGGAGAAAAUAUAUACGACAUUCCUUCCCCCUGUUUUAAGAAGCUACUUUAUGAGGCCAUGCUAUCCCCAUUUUUUAUUUUUCAAUUCUUUAGCAUCCUGCUGUGGAUGUUAGACAGCUAUUGGUACUUUGGCCUUUUCUCCAUUUUCAUAUUAGUGAUGCUGGAGGGUCAACUGAUUAACAAACGAAUAAGAGAGUUUAAUUUGAUAAACAGUAUGAAAGUCCCUCCUCAAAAUUUGUAUGUUUAUCGGAAUUUGCAGUGGAAAAUUAUCAAGUCGAACAUGCUACUUCCUGGGGACAUAUACAUUUUAUCGAAUGAGACUAGUAGUGGGGAUAAUGUGUGUACCUGCGAGACGUUGCUGUUGGAGGGGGUCUGCAUUACGGAUGAAUCGAUCCUGACUGGGGAGUCCAUACCUUUGAUUAAGGCAGCUAUUGAUAAGACGGAAGAGGAGGAAUACCUUGAGCAGGAUGGCAGCGAUAAUGAUACCUGCGGUGAUUGGGGAGGAGCAGCAGAAGAAGAGGCAGAGGCAGAAGACGGAGAAGAAGAAGGAGACCCCAUGAGGGGGGUAUCACCCAUGGAAGGAAACAAAGGAAACAAACGAAACAAACGAAACAAAGGUAACUCCAUUUUUACAAACAAAAUUGACAUAAAGAAUAAACACAAAAAACAUGUGGUGUAUGCCGGAUCGAACAUUUUACUAACAAAAAAUGAAAAUGAUCAAUUUAAUAAUAUGAAGCUACCUGUUAGUGGGUGCAUAGGCAUUGUUCUGAAAAAUGGAUUCACCACCUAUCAGGGGAAGUUAGUGAGGACGAUCAUUAACACAUCGGAGAAGGUGAACUCGUCCAGCAUAGAUUCGAUUAUCUUCCUUUUCAUCCUUCUGUUGUUUUCAUUAUCGUCAUGCGCGUAUGUAGCUUACACUGUAUUGCAAGGCACUCACGAGAGGAAUUUAUACAAACUGCUUCUGUCCGUUUCGCACAUAAUCACUGCAGUCAUCCCACCAGAGUUUCCCAUAACCUUAUCGUUAGGAGUCACCAUUUCGAUAGUCUAUCUGUACAACUUAAAGAUAUACUGCACGGAACCUUUUAGGUUGCCAUUUUCUGGAAAAUCGAACAUAUGCGCUUUUGACAAGACGGGGACGCUGACAGAGGACAAUAUGAUAAUUUUGGGACUCUUCGGGUUUGACCAAAACACGGAGAGGAUAAACGAAAUUAACGAGUCGAUUAUUGGCAAGCAGAGGGUACCCUUCCUUUCCGUAGCAGUUAUCGCGGGAUGUCACUCGAUAUGCACUGUUAACAAUAAGCUGCUAGGGGAUCCGCUGGAAAAGAAUUCCUUCCAAAGGUUGAAAUGCAUGAUGAGUAGUCUGGACAGAACGUACGUUUAUACGAAUAAUUAUCAGAGUGCGGCAGCUGCGACUUCGCAGGGAAGCCCAGAAAAGGGGGGCAAAUCCAUGGUCAUGUUUUCGAAGAAGGCACCCAACAAGACGGUUAGCGAAAAGAAAAGCCCAUUUGUGGAGAACUUCCAAAUUUAUAAGAGGUUCUUCUUUUCAUCAGAGUUACAAAGAAUGACGUGCAUCAUUUUGCACGAGGGGUAUGAGGGCGACUGGUAUGGGGAAGAGUACGAAGAAGCCGCGGAGCCCGCUACAUGCGUGGGAAGCUCUAACGGGGAAAAAAGUCCGUGUAGUGAAAAUGUGGCAACGCUAGAAGGCUUAAAAAGGAAGAAAAAAAAAAAUGACAGUAGCAAAAACGAACCGGUUAAACAGUACCUUGCAGUUAGUAAGGGAUCCCCAGAAAUGAUGAAAAAAUUUUUAAAAAAAAUUCCCCCAAAUUAUGACCAAAUGUUGAACAACUUAUCCAUUAAGGGGUACCGUGUGAUAUGUCUAGCUGCGAAUGUGUUGGACAACAAAGUAGUUUCCAAAAAUGUGAAAAGGGAAGACAUAGAGAAGGACUUACAUUUCUGUGGCUUCCUCACUUUCAUAUGCCCAAUCAAGGCCUCCACCCCUAGUUACAUCCUUGAUAUUAAGCAGGCAGGAAUUAAAAACGUGAUGAUAACAGGGGAUAAUGCUUUGACUGCGUGUCAAGUUUCGCAGGAUGUUAACAUUGUCCCGUCUAUAAAGAUUAAGGACAUACUAAUUUUAAAGCUUAGGGAAGAUUACGCCGUACAUGGGAAGAUGGCUCUCGUAAGUGGGAAGACCACAUCGACCAGUUUGACAGACGAAGGAGAUACAUUUAGCGUUUUCGAGCGCGAAAGGGCAAUCGACCUGAUACGAAACCUUCCCCUGCAAAACAAAUCCCAACAGAACGCAGCUGAGAAAUUAAUCAAAAUGAUGAAUGAGAAAAAAAACAUAAGCAACGUGGUGUACUUUAUCAAUAGGGAAAAUAAAAAAAUGCUGCCGUUUAUAGAAUGUGAGGAGUACAUAAAAUUGUGUGAACAACUUUUUACCCUCUGCAUUACAGGAGAUAUAAUCGAACAUUUUCUAAGCAGCUAUCAGAACGACUUGGCUUUAUUUGACGAGCUGAUAAAAAGAGCGCUGAUUUUUUGUAGAGUGUCUCCAAAGAAUAAAGAAAUAAUUAUAAAAACGUUGAACAAGUUAGGGAACAUAACCAUUAUGUGUGGCGACGGGACGAAUGACAUGGCGGCCCUGAAGGCGGCACAUGUUGGGGUGUCUCUACUGAGCAUAAAAAUAAGUUACAAAAGUGGUAGGCCAGAUGGUGGAGGUGCUAAUAUGGCUACACAGUUGAAUGGAGGAUGCACGAGCGCGCUCGUGGGUGACCCCCAUGUGGGCGGCUACCCCGGAGAUUUACACGGAGGGGCGACCAGGAACUACGAGCAGCGGUUGCGAAAUGCCUAUGACAACUUAAACGCUCAGUACAACGCAUCGUAUGCAAGUGGAGGAAGUAACGUGGCAAAUGCUAAGUAUUACGAACAAAUGAAAUUGUACAAUGAGAGGAAAAGGCAACUGGAGCAUAUGAUGCAAUCAAUGGACGACUCCUUGCCGCUAAUCAAGUUGGGAGAAGCAAGCAUAGCAUCUCCAUUUACAUACAAAGGAAACGACAUAAAAUGCGUGAAGGAAAUUAUUUGUUGCGGAAGGUGUGCCUUAUCAAAGGUUAUAAUGAUGUACAAGCUGAUGAUUAUCAAUUCUCUCAUAACCGCCUUCUCUGUUUCCAUUUUGACUCUAGACGGGGUCAAGUUAAGUGACGCGCAGACGACGAUUAUUUCGCUACUGUAUACAUCUCUCAUUGUUUUAAUUUCCAAGACAGCUCCUUUAAAGGACAUAUCGAAUUAUUCGCCACCCAAUUCGUUAUUCAACAUUAGCGUUAUGAGUUCUCUGAUCUUUCAAGUAUUUAUCCAUUUUUCUAUCCUAAUUUAUGGGUGGAAAUUGGCUUGUUCUUACAGACAAGCUGAUUACAUUCCAGACUUGAAAGGAGACUUCUCUCCAAAUCUGGUGAACACCUGUAUAUAUUACCUCAUUUAUUGCAUCAAUUUAUCCAUUUUUUCCUGUAAUUAUGAAGGGUUACCCUUCAUGACCCCCAUUCACAAGAAUAAAGAGAUCGUGUACAUUUUUGCUGUAAAUUUUAUCUUCCUGUUUGCACUCGUUAUGAAUAUAGUCCCCUACUUGAAUUACUUCUUUUCCCUUGUCUCGUUUCCAAAUGCGCAUCUGCAGUUUCUGUUUUUGUUUUUAAUGAUUUUGGAUAUCGUCGCGCCGUACCUCAUUUGCGGCUUCAUCAGACGCGUCAGGCUCUACGCAUUCGAGCGUUUCAGAGUCAGUUUGUAA
Plasmodium inui San Antonio 1 is the source of this 5055-nucleotide messenger RNA. RefSeq lists its product as hypothetical. Gene Ontology annotation, molecular function: nucleotide binding; P-type ion transporter activity. NCBI's taxonomy places the organism in Eukaryota, Apicomplexa, Aconoidasida, Haemosporida, Plasmodiidae. Gene Ontology annotation, cellular component: endoplasmic reticulum membrane. The transcript has a single exon. Bases 1 to 5055 code for a protein of 1684 amino acids. The record is from RefSeq and is a predicted model, not a curated record. Gene Ontology annotation, biological process: intracellular calcium ion homeostasis.